Molecule: messenger RNA, 474 nt
Organism: Propithecus coquereli (Coquerel's sifaka)
Lineage: Eukaryota; Metazoa; Chordata; Mammalia; Primates; Indriidae
Product: caspase recruitment domain-containing protein 18-like
Exons: 3
Coding region: 1-474 (157 amino acids)
Biological process (GO): proteolysis; regulation of apoptotic process
Cellular component (GO): protein-containing complex
Molecular function (GO): caspase binding; cysteine-type endopeptidase activity
Source: RefSeq, a predicted model, not a curated record
AUGGCUGACAAAACCCUGAGGAAGAAGAGGAAUUUGUUUAUCCAUUCAGUGGGAGAGGGUACAAUAAAUGCCCUGCUGGAUGACCUAUUAGAGGAUGGAGUAAUUAGCCAGGAGGAGAUGUACAAAGUGAGAUAUGAAAAUUGCACAGUCAUGGAUAAGGCUCGAGUCUUGAUUGACCUUGUUAUUGGGAAAGGACACCGAGCUUGCCUAAAUUUUAUCAGGUAUAUCUGUGAAGAAGACCCUGAACUUGCAUGGAAAUUGUAUUUGCCUUCAGUUGCUACAGACAGUUCCACUGCUGCUGCAGAGGAGACUAACUUUGACUAUCAGGGAUCAGGUGGGUGCUGCAAACUUGCUGCAACACCACCUUCUAAAUACGGGACAUGUGAUUGUAAGCACAGGCUCCUGAUUUUUAAGGACAGGCUGGAGGACAUCAUCAUUCAGGAAUACUAUCAGGUUAAUGUUGUGUUGCUCUAG